Thunnus maccoyii (southern bluefin tuna) is the source of this 896-nucleotide messenger RNA. It is a transcript of the gene apoea, whose product is annotated as apolipoprotein Ea. Lineage: Eukaryota; Metazoa; Chordata; Actinopteri; Scombriformes; Scombridae. The transcript has 5 exons. Gene Ontology annotation, cellular component: extracellular region; intermediate-density lipoprotein particle. The coding region runs from base 35 to 823 and encodes 262 amino acids. The record is from RefSeq and is a predicted model, not a curated record. Gene Ontology annotation, molecular function: lipid binding. Gene Ontology annotation, biological process: lipoprotein catabolic process; regulation of amyloid-beta clearance; lipid transport.
UCAGGAUCACCGAGGUGUCCUUUUUCUGAUCAUCAUGAAGGUCUUUGCAGUAAUCCUCGCGCUGGCAAUCGCCUCAGGCUGCCAUGCAAGAAGUAUUGCUCAGGAUGACUGGAUGAGCUCCUGGGAGUUGACGGUCGACAAGUUUAAGGAUUAUUUCACAGAUCUGAACACAAAGGCCGACGACCUGGUGCAGAACAUCAAGAGCUCGCAGAUCAGCAGAGAACUGGACACCCUGAUCCAGGACAGCAUGUCAGAACUGGCCAUGUACAAGGACGACGUGCAGUCCAAGCUGGCCCCCUACACUCAGGAGUCUGCAGAACGUCUGGGUCAAGACCUGAAGCUUCUGGGUGACAAACUCCGCGACCACAUGACAGAGGCCAAGGAGCAGAUGGACAAGUACACCCAGGAGCUGCAGACCAUGAUGGAGCAGAACGUCGAUGACGUCAGAGCCAGGGUCUCCACCUACACCCGCAAGAUGAAGAAACGCCUCAACAAGGACACCGCAGAGAUCAAGAAACAAGUCGCUGACUAUUUUGAGGAACUUGGAUCCCGCACCUCAGACAACAUGGAGGAGAUGAGGACACGUUUCGACCCUUAUUUCUCUCAAGUGCGUGACAACGCCCAGGCAAAGAUCACCACCCUGAACAGUCUGCUGAAGACGCAGGUGGAGAACAUCAAGGACAAGCUCGAGAUCACAACCGAGGACAUCAGGGAGCGCUUCGAGAAAACCACUGGAAAUCUGCGCUCCACCCUGGAGGAGAAGAUGGAGGAGGUCCGCAACUGGUUUCAGCCUUACGUCUCCAUGAUCAGUGACAAUGUGUAAACACUGUCAUCAAAGUGUCUGGACUGUCUACUUAUCCAUCGCUUUCUGUAUCCAAAAAGCUGGUUUGUAAAGA